GUAGAAAAUGGAUUUCAAACGCGCUGCCCGGAACGGGAACCCGCGCGGACCGUGAUUGCAGGAACGCUAUAAAAGGGGCGCGCGGGAGCUGCGUCUCUUUAUUUUCCUCCUUCCAGCAGUCCGGCCGCGGCGCGUGCCACCUCCGGCUCUAUAAAAGCGGAACCGCUCCGUUCCUGUGUGUGCACGCGCCUGUGUGGAUGUGUGCGUUCAGUUAGCGAGUGGACCGACCGACCGACCGGCAGAACCGCGAAACCAGGCCAGCGCGAGCUCAGGGUAGGGAAGGCUCAGCUAGCAGCAGCAGCCGAACGGUGACUCCUCCGAACCAGAGAUGGUCACGUCCGCAGUGGGGGUUCUCCUGCUGCUAACAUGGCUCCAGCACUGCGGUAACGUCCGAGCUACGAAGACGGAGUGUGAAGCCAAUCAGUUCCAGUGUGGAAACGGUCGCUGCAUCCCGUCGGUGUGGCAGUGUGACGGAGACGAAGACUGCGCAGACGGUAGCGAUGAGGGCUCAUGUGUAAAAAAGACGUGUGCUGAGGUGGACUUUGUGUGCCGCAGCGGUCAGUGCGUCCCGAAGCGAUGGCACUGUGACGGCGAGCCAGACUGCGAGGACGGUUCUGAUGAAAGCGUAGAAAUCUGCCGUCCGGUACGUGCCGGUCUGUCAGCUACCAGAGCUGCUGUUCACCAGCUGUCGCCUACAACUCGCGUCCCUUCAACUAUUACAGGUAACGUCACCUGCGCUCCCAACGAGUUCACCUGUGAGAGCGGCCGCUGCAUCUCCAGGAACUUCGUGUGCAACAGCGAGGACGACUGCGGCGACGGCUCCGAUGAGGUGGAGUGCGCUCCGUCCUCCUGUGCUCCCAGCGAGUUCCAGUGCGGGAACUCGACCUGCAUCCCGUCCAGCUGGGUGUGCGACGAUGACGUGGACUGCCAGGACCAGUCUGAUGAGGACCCGACGCGCUGCGGGCGCCACCCGACGCCGCCGGCCAAGUGCUCGCCCAGCGAAAUGCAGUGCGGCUCAGGAGAAUGCAUCCACAAAAAGUGGAGAUGUGACGGCGACCCCGACUGCAAGGACGGCAGCGACGAGUCCAACUGCCCCGUGCGCAGCUGUGGGCCGGAUCAGUUCAGGUGUGACGAUGGAAGCUGCAUCCUGGGAAGCCGGCAGUGUAACGGCAUCAGAGACUGCGCCGACGCGUCGGAUGAAGCCAGCUGCAAAAACUUGACUCAGUGCAACGGCCCGGAGAAGUUCAAGUGUCGCAGCGGGGAGUGCAUCGAGAUGAGCAAGGUGUGCAACAAGAACAGGGACUGUCCGGACUGGAGCGACGAGCCCAUCAAGGAGUGCAAUGUCAACGAGUGUCUCCUGAACAACGGCGGCUGCUCCCACAUCUGCAAAGACAUGGUGAUCGGCUUCGAAUGCGACUGCACGCCUGGACUCCAGCUCAUCGACCACAAGACCUGCGGAGACAUCAAUGAGUGCAUGAACCCAGGGAUCUGCAGUCAGAUCUGCAUCAACCUGAAGGGAGGCUAUAAGUGUGAAUGUCACAACGGAUACCAGAUGGAUCCGACCACCGGCGUCUGCAAGGCCGUUGGUAAGGAGCCGUGUCUGAUCUUCACCAACCGUCGGGACAUCCGCCGUCUGGGUCUGGAGAGGAAGGAGUACACUCAGAUUGUAGAGCAGCAGAGAAACGCUGCGGCUUUGGACGCAGACUUCAACCAGCAGACCAUUUUCUGGGCUGAUCUGGGUCAGAAGGCCAUUUACAGUACCGUCCUGGACAAGCGAGGAGACGUUGGAAUCCACAGGAAAGUGAUCGAUAACGUCCAAACUCCUCUGGGGAUCGCUGUGGACUGGAUUUAUAAGAACCUGUACUGGUCCGAUCUGGGCACCAAAACCAUUUCUGUGGCAAACUUCAAUGGAACAAAGCGGAAAGUUCUCUUCAACAGCGGCCUCAAAGAACCCGCUUCAGUGGCCGUGGAUCCUCUGUCUGGGUUCAUGUACUGGUCUGACUGGGGGGAGCCCGCCAAGAUAGAAAAGUCCGGUCUGAACGGAGUGAACCGGCAGGUUCUGGUGGCAACGGACAUCCAGUGGCCGAACGGGAUCACGCUUGAUCUGAUCAAAGGCCGGCUGUACUGGGUCGACUCCAAGCUGCACAUGCUCUGUAGUGUAGACCUGAACGGGGACAACCGGAACAAGGUGCUGCAGUCUGCAGACUACCUGGCUCACCCCUUUGCCCUCACAGUCUUUGAGGAUCGAGUUUUCUGGACAGACGGUGAAAACAAAGCGAUCUACGGCGCCAACAAGUUCUCUGGUUCUGACGUAACGACGCUCGCCAGCAAUCUGAACGACCCUCAGGACGUCAUCGUGUACCAUGAGCUGAUCCAGCUGUCGGGAACCAACUGGUGCUCAGAGAAAGGGGAGAACGGAGGCUGCAGCUACAUGUGUCUCCCUGCUCCGCAGAUCAACAAACACUCCCCCAAAUACAGCUGUGUGUGUCCUGAAGGCCAGGAGCUGGCUGCCGACGGCCAGCGCUGCAGACCCGAGUCUUCCUCCAAAGGUCCCUCAGAGGAUGGUAGCAAAGCGCUAACGCAGCCGCCUAAAGAAGCAAACAUCAGCUCGUCCAUCCAGGUGGACUCCACAGCCAGAGGCUCUGCUGCAGCCUGGGCCAUCCUGCCUGUCUUGCUGCUGGCCAUGGCCGGGGCGGGCGCCUACCUGAUGUGGAGGAACUGGCAGCUGAAAAACCAUAAGAGCAUGAACUUCGACAACCCAGUCUACCUUAAAACCACAGAAGAAGACCUAAACAUUGACAUCACUCGCCACGGCGCCAACGUAGGCCACACCUACCCAGCGAUUUCUAUCGUCAGCACAGAAGACGAUUUAUCCUGAUUCUCGGACUUCUUCGUUCUCGCGGAAACCUGCUCAGUUACAUGGCUGCCUCCUUGUUACCAUGCCAACGGGUUUCCGUAGCAGCAGCCCUUACAGUUGAACCACAUGCCUUCAGAAGUGCAUUAAGUCCUGAUCUGUGGUGAAGAGGAAAUGUUAUUUAUUAUGUGAAUACUUCCAUGUUGGCUUCACAGCCGUUCUGAAUUUAUUUAUGGAUUGUUUUUUUUUGUUCUGGUUUGGUCUCUGCUCAGCCGUUCUUUCUGGGUUCAGCCGAGGCUGAAACUUUAUCAAACGGUUUCCUGGAUCUGACUGGAACCAGGAUCCCGGUUCUCAGGUCUUAACGGGGAACAUGUUUGGAGACGACGCAGAGGGCGAAUAUUUACCCGGUUCUGAAGCAAACGUUGGGGCCUCUUUUUAUCGCUCUCUUCUUGCACAUUCGGAUUACUAUUGCUGACGUCGCCAUGGUUACAGCGUUUGUAAACAGUGUAAAUAUGUUUCCUCCCUCAGAGACGUGACUGUAAAUCAGGACACGGUUUGAUGCACUUUGAUCAAAGUUCUCUCUGUAAAUCAGAUUGUAUAAACGGACUUUGUUUAUGGCUGGAGACCUCAGAGCUCCGGCUUAUUUCAGAACGGAAGGAAAAAAAUGGCUGAAUUUGGUAAAUGACUAUUUUGUAUGUUUGUGCUGUUGCUGUGAACUUUUUAUAGCCUUGUACAGUGAAGGAGAAAAUAAUGAAACUGCAUCUGGAAAUGAUCUGAUUCCUAAAGUAAUUUUGAAUUAAAACUAAA
Messenger RNA from Cyprinodon variegatus (sheepshead minnow), 3661 nucleotides. It is a transcript of the gene vldlr, whose product is annotated as very low density lipoprotein receptor. Gene Ontology annotation, molecular function: protein binding; calcium ion binding. The record is from RefSeq and is a predicted model, not a curated record. Bases 329 to 2878 code for a protein of 849 amino acids. The transcript is spliced from 20 exons. Lineage: Eukaryota; Metazoa; Chordata; Actinopteri; Cyprinodontiformes; Cyprinodontidae.